AUGGAGGGAAGAAUCGGACUCGAGAGCGGUUUGCAUGGUGGGUGGACUGAACAACUCACGCUGAACGGUCCGAACUCAAGGGGAGGAAAAGAAAUUUAUCUGCCAGAAGGGCCUCACGGAGGAGUGGAGAGACAGGCCACCGUUGUCGAAGUAGCCGUCGUCGCCGUUCCGGUCAAGUGUGAAAAAAAAUCUUGUCACGGCAUCAACUCGCUUCCCAACUUUGUUAUCGACCCAAGUAUGCUGUCUUCUCUACGCAAGGCGGGCUCCCUCGCUCGGGCUGCGUCUGCAGGUCAGAGGCGCUUUCUUUCCAUCCAUGAAUACCAAUCCAUGACAUUGCUCAACUCCUAUGGAAUCCCAACUCCAAAGAGUGUCGCUGCAAAGUCACCGGAAGAAGCGUUUACUGUCGCGAAGAACUUUGGCCAUGACAGGCUUGUGAUCAAGGCGCAGGUUCUCGCUGGCGGACGAGGCAAGGGCAAGUUCGAUAAUGGCUUGCAAGGUGGUGUACAUAUGGUUGGCAGCCCGGAACAGGCUAAAGAAUACGCUUCCAAGAUGAUUGGAGCCAAUCUAAUCACCAAGCAAACAGGUGCUGGCGGUAGGAUUUGCAAUGCAGUCAUGCUCGCUGAGCGCCGCAACCCCAAACACGAAUACUACGUUGCGGUCCUCAAUGACCGUGUUUCUCAGGGGAUUGUGCUUGUUGCGUCCGCACAAGGAGGCAUGAAUAUUGAAGAAGUUGCUGCCAAGGACCCUUCUGCGAUCAUCACCACUCCAGUCAGCUUUGAAGACGGUCUUUCCAAGGCAGAGGCCCUCGACGUUGCCAUAAAGUUGGGCUUCCAGGGCGAUGCUCAAGCCCAAGCAGCCGACAUCUUCAUCAACCUGAUCAAAAUUUUCAAAGACAAGGAUGCGACUCAAAUCGAAAUCAACCCGAUGGCCGAAACUGACGACGGUGCAGUUCUCUGCAUGGACGCCAAAUUCGGCUUUGACGACAAUGCUGAGUUCCGCCAAGAAGAUGUUUUCGCUCUCCGGGACAUCACCCAAGAGGAGGCUUCCGAGGUAGAAGCACAGAAAGCAAACCUCAACUUCAUCAAACUCGAUGGCAACGUUGGCUGCCUUGUUAAUGGCGCCGGACUGGCCAUGGCUACCAUGGAUGUCCUCUCUUUGCAUGGCGGAAAUCCAGCCAACUUCCUGGAUGUUGGCGGAGGAGCAACUCCAGAAACCGUCAAAAAGGCUUUCGAAAUCUUGCUCGCUGACCCUAAAGUCAAGAGUAUCUUUAUCAAUAUCUUCGGGGGCAUCAUGCGUUGCGACUACAUCGCGGAAGGUGUCAUCAAAGCCACGAAAGAACUUGCUCUCAAUAUUCCUCUCGUCGUCCGCCUCAAGGGCACCAAAGAACAAGAAGCCAAAGACAUGAUCGAGGCUUCUGGAUUAAAAAUUAUUGCGUUUGAUAGCUUAGACGAGGCUGCGGAGCGUGCAGUCCAACUGGCUGCUUAG
This is a messenger RNA of Mycena indigotica, 1485 nucleotides long. Its product is annotated as Succinate--CoA ligase [ADP-forming] subunit beta, mitochondrial. Bases 1 to 1485 code for a protein of 494 amino acids. Gene Ontology annotation, biological process: succinyl-CoA metabolic process; tricarboxylic acid cycle. The transcript has 11 exons. Lineage: Eukaryota; Fungi; Basidiomycota; Agaricomycetes; Agaricales; Mycenaceae. The record is from RefSeq and is a predicted model, not a curated record. Gene Ontology annotation, molecular function: metal ion binding; ATP binding; succinate-CoA ligase (ADP-forming) activity. Gene Ontology annotation, cellular component: mitochondrion; succinate-CoA ligase complex.